This is a messenger RNA of Dibothriocephalus latus, 768 nucleotides long. The record is from the annotation of a GenBank genome assembly. NCBI's taxonomy places the organism in Eukaryota, Metazoa, Platyhelminthes, Cestoda, Diphyllobothriidea, Diphyllobothriidae.
AUGUUCAUGCUGGAGGCCUUCGGACUCCCUGCCAAUCUCACAGUCACCGUUCUACUCUUCCUGCUUCGCGCAAAGAAGCCAGAAGAUCUAGCGCUGCUGCGCGUGCUUUCGCUCAGCUGUCUCGUUUCUACCCUGAUUAGUUUCGUCUAUGACGUCGCUCCCCUCAGUACAGACACCGGCAGCGUCUUCUUUGACGCCCUGGUGUGUGUCCUCUGGAGCACCGGUUUCCUCUACUGGUUCAGUAAGGCCCUCGUCUACUACAGUCUCUUCUUCUUCGCCUUUAACAGGGCCUUUGAGGUUCUGCAGCUGAAGCGUCAUCCCCUCAUUACGGAGAGGCAGCGUCUCGUGGGCUACAUUCUGGUGGUAUUUAUUUGUAGUCUCCUUGCUACGGCGCCUCUGCUAUUGCUAGCGCAACCGCACACGAAGGAUUGUGCCUGUGCGCCACCAACGCAGAACCUUGCUAUCCUCACCGUGGUUUAUGCUCGUGUCUUCUUGUGGGUGGUACUGCUCGGUAUAAUCUGUCCGGCCGUACUCCUCUAUAUCUCCAUUGCGCUACUGUUACGCUUGCGGAGAACAGGGAGAAGGGAUGCACUGACAGAAGAUGAACUGGAACAGCUCGCCUUUCCGGACCCAUUCGGAUCAUCCUCACCCUCCGGCAGCACAGAGGCGGGCGCGGUUCACUCUCCCACCCACGCCAGCCCCCACGAAGGCCACAAGCAUGGCGCCGCGGAGCCUGGGGCGGCCUCUGCGCGUCACGUCUGGUCAGCC